CCUUCAGAGUUAACUACUCCCAAAACUGUGGAACUUAUUGGUAGAUCGCCGUCAAAAUUCCUGUGUGCUUGUCUGUCCAGCGCCAACUGUUCGACAAAAGUCCUGAAAGACGAAGAAAGCUAAAAUCUGAAUCUCCAUGGCCUGGUUUAGACCCAUUUGCGUCACCAUGAGAUCCAGUGCUUCGUUGCUACUCAGAAAACCCGUACAAGCUCUCACAAUGAUUAUCUUCUUUGCCAUUGCUUUCUCAAUGCUUUCAACCAUGCGACGCCGAUUUAGUCCAAGAAAGAGUACUCUUGGUGACCCGAGUGACUGUAAUUUUCCGGCGAUAUUCAACUUCGGAGAUUCGAAUUCUGAUACUGGUGGCAAAUCAGCCGCUUUUCAUAGGCUUCCUUCUCCAAAUGGAGACACUUUCUUCCACAAACCUUCUGGGAGGUACUGCGAUGGGAAAGUCAUACUUGAUUUCAUUGCUGAGAACCUGAGUUUGCCGUACGUGGGUGCGUAUUUGGACUCCAUUGGAGCAAAUUUUCGACGCGGGGCAAAUUUUGCCACAGGAGGGUCCACGAUUCAGCAUGUGGACACGAAGAUAUUUGGGGCCGGUUUUAGUCCCAUCUCGUUGGAGAUACAGCUUUUGCAGUUCAAGCAGUUCAAAGCGCGCACCGAUGAGCUUUUCAAAGAAGCUACAAGUUCUUACGUCAAGACAAGUCUCCCGAGGCCAGAAGACUUUUCAAAGGCCUUAUACAGUUUAGAUAUUGGUCAGAAUGAUCUUCAUGCAGGGUUGAAGUCCAUGACAGAAGAACAACUCAAGGGCUCAUUUCCUGAUAUUACCAGUAUGUUAGCUUGGACAGUAAAGGAGCUAUACCAACUAGGAGCAAGGACAUUUUGGAUCCAUAAUACUGGUCCUAUUGGCUGUUUGCCUUAUUCUGUUAUACAUUUUCCUCCUAAGCGUGAAAAUAUGGACAAAAAUGGUUGUGUCAAGUCCCAGAACGAGGUUGCCAUGGAAUUCAACAGGCUUCUCAAACAAAGGGUUUCCCAACUUAGGGUGGAACUACCUGAUGCAGUACUCACUUACGUUGACAUCUACUCGGCCAAGUACUCCUUGAUCUCUCAAGCAAAGAAGCUUGGUUUUGGUGAUCCACUAGGAUACUGUUGCGGGCAUUACGGAGAUCACUAUGUCCAAUGUGGUAAGAAGGCAACAGUAAACGGGACUGAGGUCGUAGGGAAUGCUUGCAGUGAUCCUUCAGUUUACAUUAGUUGGGAUGGUGUGCAUUAUUCUCAUUCUGCAAAUAAAUGGGUAGCCCACCAAAUUCUUGAUGGAUCUCUCUCGGACCCUCCAAUCUCCAUCACUCAAGCUUGUCAGAAGCGUCUUAAUUCAUGAUGACGAGCCCAAGAUAUGGAAUUAGGGAAGCAGAGAAUCACGGAUUUACUAAUCCUUUCAUGAUGACCCUUUAAAGUACAUUAACUGGGACGGCGUGCGUGACUCUCAUGCUGCAAACCAGUGGGGGGCCUACAGGAAAUCUGAUGGCUCAUUUUUCAGACCCUCCAUUUUCCAUCACACAAGCAUGUCACCACCAUAUUAUAUCCAUAUGUCUUUACUACUUC
Molecule: messenger RNA, 1599 nt
Organism: Morus notabilis
Lineage: Eukaryota; Viridiplantae; Streptophyta; Magnoliopsida; Rosales; Moraceae
Product: GDSL esterase/lipase At5g14450
Exons: 6
Coding region: 137-1375 (412 amino acids)
Molecular function (GO): hydrolase activity, acting on ester bonds
Source: RefSeq, a predicted model, not a curated record